AUGAAGACAUUCGUUCCUUUGGCCGUGGUGCUGUUCACGCUCGGCGUUUGGUCGCAGGCCUGUGGGCCGAGCGAGGUACGACAGGACUGCGGGCCGAUCUGUGAGAGCUGCAAAGACAGCAAAUGCGAUGCUAUCCGCUGCGGCGGCGGAUGCUGGUGCAAAUCAGGCUACCUCCGGGACGGUGCCGGCGUCUGCAUUCCCCCAGACCAAUGCUCGCCAGACCUGGACGAGCCGACGUUACAUGAGGCGCGCGAAAACCCCGGUCCCGGCUCUUGCUGGGGAACUUCCUGCGGCGAGUAUUGA
Akanthomyces muscarius is the source of this 303-nucleotide messenger RNA. RefSeq lists its product as uncharacterized. The record is from RefSeq and is a predicted model, not a curated record. Bases 1 to 303 code for a protein of 100 amino acids. Lineage: Eukaryota; Fungi; Ascomycota; Sordariomycetes; Hypocreales; Cordycipitaceae. The transcript is spliced from 3 exons.